Molecule: messenger RNA, 3265 nt
Organism: Corythoichthys intestinalis (scribbled pipefish)
Lineage: Eukaryota; Metazoa; Chordata; Actinopteri; Syngnathiformes; Syngnathidae
Gene: ift22
Product: intraflagellar transport 22 homolog (Chlamydomonas)
Exons: 5
Coding region: 318-908 (196 amino acids)
Biological process (GO): intracellular protein transport
Cellular component (GO): endomembrane system
Molecular function (GO): GTPase activity
Source: RefSeq, a predicted model, not a curated record
AGGUAAAGUAGGCGGGUUUUCCGGUGAUUAAAUCCGGUAACAGCCAAUGAACUAAAAGGAAGAUGGCCAUUGGCUGCAACCAUAGAAACUAAACGGAAGUUUAUAGCUGUAAACUUCGCUAACAAACGACCUCACCAAGAUUUAUGAGUACGUUUUUAACUCUAUAUAUAUUACCCAACCGCUUUUAAAAUACCCCUGUAAAUCAACAUAUUGGAGUAUAACACGAACUGACGACUGACUUGCCCAAGCUAACGUGCAUUCAUGGUUUAUCGCUGAGUUAGCUUGACAGCUAACAUCGCUAAAGCCUUAUCACUACGAUGUUCAAAGCUAAAAUACUACUAAUCGGUCCAAAUGAGUUGUUUAGUCGUAAUACAUACCUAUUUCAGAGUGGGAAAACCGUCCUAGCAAAUUUUCUCUCGGACGCAACAGAAAAUGUGGGAGGUGAAUACAGACCAACUCAAGCAGUCAGGAUACUAGAAUAUGAAUCACAACUGGAUGGCUGUGGUGACGUGAAAUCAUGUGAGGUUGAGCUCUGGGACUGCUCCGGCGACUUCAAGUUUGAGUCAUGCUGGCCUGCCCUCAUGAAGGACUGCAGCGGUGUUGUCAUUGUUUUUAAUCCCGACAUUCCCAGUCAAUUGAAAGAAAUCGAGACCUGGCAUUCGAUGUUCAUUGCCUCACAAAGCUUGCAGGACAGCCAGUGUCUACUCAUUGCGCAUCAUAAACCUGGCAGCGCAAUGGAGGAAGGCCGACUUUCUUUAGCUUCGCAGCUAAACAGAUUUACACUUAUCCAUUCUGAAAUGGAGGAAGAGCCUGAGGACCUGAGGAGAGCUUUCUGCAGAUACUUGGGAAAAGUUGUAAAUACACUUUCGGAAAGCCGGGAGCAAGAGGAGAUGUCCAUCAUCACGUAGCGGCAAGACCUUUAAAAUAUGUGCAGGUAGUGCUGUACGAUAUGACGAUCUAACCAAAAUGGAGAGACAGCGAGAACCAAAAGUGGUAUUUGCCAUGUGGCAAAAUGGAUUUUGCCAUGUAGCAUUUUUGGAUUUUCUGGUCAGUAAGUCUAGCGGUUGUUAAACACCCGGACAACUGAAUUUUUGUUUUUUGUUUUUUCACAUACACUUCAUGCCUUAUUGGUAGGUUUAAUUGAAAAUAAUGUACUGCUUUUCCGACUGAGUGUGUGGUAUCAUCACAAAGUUGGCGUUGUCGUUGUAGACCAGGGGUGUCCAAACCCGUCCUCAAGGGGCGCUGUAGGUGCUGGUUUUUGUUCCUACCAAUCGAGCACAGACAGUUUAACCAAUUACGUCCUUCUAAAACAAGCAGCACCUGAGUGCAAGCAACUGAUUACGCUUGUAAGACACCAGAUUGGGGAAAAGGUGUCGUCUUGUUUUGUUGGAAUGAAACCCAGCACCCACUGCAGCCCUAUGUGGAAUAGUUUGGACACCCCUUUUGUAGACGCUUCCAUAUGUGCUCGUCUUUGUGUUCUUUCAAAAUUGUUGGAAACCUUUUAUUAAUUUUUGGACUAAAACUCAAUUUUUAUUCUGCCUUUUGGUAAAUUUUGCAGAUGGGUUUUUUGUGCUGUCCAACAGCGGACUCUUGUGGUCGCUUUGCGACAUGGUUUUUGUUGUUUUCUUGCCAAUUCAAUAUGGCUGCGCGACGUCUCAGGCUGAAGCCUAUGUUGUAAUGUUGUGCUUAUAUGAUCCUUGGACAAGAUUUGUCCGUAAGUAUGGAUGUUGUAACAAAUGUACAUAUUAUGUUAAACUGGAAAUGUUAUACUUUUUGUAUGAGACGCUUUUUGUUUAUGUUUAGUGAACUUGUCUAGCAUGCUAAGCUAACGUUGUUGCUAAUGCAGUUGCUUGUGUAGUUUUUUUGUAGUUUUACGACGGUCUAAAGAGGACAAUGGUUUGAGGCCAUUCUAUUAAUAAAUCAGAUAAAAAAAGGUAGAAGUCUGAUUAUUCAGGCGUCGUUCACUUGCUGUCUAGCUUUGGAAAAAGUAGACGCUUCGGAGUGAGGACAGCAUAAUUUUAAUUUUCCAGACGACAACAUUUUGAGACCGUCAACUAAAACGAGAAAAUAUUUGUAUGAGAUUUUGCCGACUAAAACUAAACGAAGACAAAAACAUUGUGGAACGACUAAAAUAUGAGUAAGACUAUAAGUAUUAUUGUCCAAAAGACUAAGACAAAAAUUAAAAGGGCUGCCAAAAACAACACUGAUACACACAUACACAUGACACACUCCCGCUUACAUAAAAUGAGCCAGCAAUCUGCCUCGCAGGCAUCAUUUAGUUUAGUGUAAGAAACAAGGUCGAGUUUUAACCUCGUUUAUAAAUUUCUGCAUUUCAAACACUUAUUUAUUCAGUUUCAGUAAUUAUGUUAUUCCUCCAGUCUGGUCUUUCUCUUUCAGUGACCCAUUAGCUCUAAGCAUAUAUAUUCUUAACACAAGAAAUAAUUCUAGAGAGGUUUGAAGGGAAUAGGUACCUUUCUCGCAGACACCAUAUAACUGUCUCCAUUAGUCUAACACAUUCAUUAUAGUAAAGCAGUUAGGGAGAUGUUACUACAUGCCAUUUGACACAGUAAAGUUGAUUGGCUAAUCAGCCCUCGCCUGAUAAGCAAAGAAAAAAACGUCAUCAGUUCUCCGGUGAGGUCAGGACGCUCCUGUCCUGCCGGGACAACAUGUUCAUAGCGCCGCGCCCUCGACGUCAAGACAUGCGUCGGUUGCCGUGGCAACCACGUCCCAGCCACAAAGGAUGACGCACGAACCUGACCGAUCAAACCUGCCACAGAGCAAGGAUCCCAAGACAACACCCAGGCACGCCUUCCGCCCAGCCCACUCCAUCGCAGCUUUCAAAAGACUGAACUUUUAGUGAACAAGGGUCGCUUCUCGGGGACAUUCCGAUGUAUCCGUUGUUUUGCGGACCUUGGAUCUAACAUUGCCUCUCAGUCGUCUGUUUUGCCUUGUUCUUUGACCAUUGUCGACGAAUUAAUUGUCAACAUGUUUUCGGUGAGCCUUCUUUAAACCGUUCAAAAUGGAGUCAGUACAAAGGGUUAACACCGGAGCGAACGCACGGGAUUUGGCCUCGCCGGCCUUGUAUGAGUACUGUAAAUUGUCAUAUACGCACUGUUGUGCUCGGUUAUAUUACCACUACAUCACUACUAUCUGGAAGUCACUUAUUUACUUUAUUCCCAAUCUGUGCACACUGCAACCAGGGUCGGCCAUGGGUAACUAGAUGCCCCAGUCGAAGAUUUAGUUACCCCCCCCCCCCAACCCCCCA